CGACAGCCGACGCAGCAGCCCCACGACGUGCGCCGUCGCCGUCUCCGGUCAGCCCAACCAGGCCGCCUCAGCGUCAACAAGCCCCGCUGGCAUAACGUCAACAGCCGCAAGACACCUCCAUCGUCUUCUGUAACUUGUAACAAGACACAUCUUUCGAUACAAAAAUGGCCCCUAAGCAGCGAAUGAGGAUCGCCAACGAGAAGGCUUCCAAGAAUGUGGCUCUUCGCGGCAACGUACCAAAAUCAUCGAAACCUCAAGAUGACAAAUAUCCUGUCGGCCCCUGGCUCCUUGCUCUCUUUAUUUUUGUUGUCUGUGGCUCAGCCAUCUUCCAAAUAAUUCAGAGCAUCAGAGCAGCAUCUGCCAUUUAAUUUUUAUGUUACCAUCUUGAUUAUUAUUUUCAAUCUAAAUGAAUUGUUUUAUUGACUGAUGCAUAUUUAUAUGCCACAAUGUGGCAAACUUGUACAUACAGACUCAUGAUAAUGUACAGCAAGGGUAUGGAGAUUUAAAUUAUAUUCCUGAAAUGACCAUUCCAAUCAAGCUAUAGAAAUUAAAUUAUUCCAAGCACUAUCUGUAUUUGAUGAAUGGGCUUUAAAAAUAAAACUGAUGAUUUUGGUGUAA
This is a messenger RNA of Thrips palmi, 618 nucleotides long. Its product is annotated as stress-associated endoplasmic reticulum protein 2. The transcript has 3 exons. Bases 165 to 368 code for a protein of 67 amino acids. Gene Ontology annotation, biological process: endoplasmic reticulum unfolded protein response. NCBI's taxonomy places the organism in Eukaryota, Metazoa, Arthropoda, Insecta, Thysanoptera, Thripidae. The record is from RefSeq and is a predicted model, not a curated record. Gene Ontology annotation, cellular component: endoplasmic reticulum.